This is a messenger RNA of Trifolium pratense (red clover), 1179 nucleotides long. The record is from the annotation of a RefSeq genome assembly. NCBI's taxonomy places the organism in Eukaryota, Viridiplantae, Streptophyta, Magnoliopsida, Fabales, Fabaceae.
AUGACUAUAAGGAACCAACGAUUAUCUCUUCUAAAACAACCUAUAUCCUCCACACUUAAUCAACAUUUGAUAGAUUAUCCAACCCCGAGCAAUAUUAGUUAUUGGUGGGGCUUCGGUUCGUUAGCUGGUAUUUGUUUGGUAAUUCAGAUAGUGACUGGCGUUUUUUUAGCUAUGCAUUACACACCUCAUGUGGAUCUAGCUUUCAACAGCGUAGAACACGUUAUGAGAGAUGUUGAAGGGGGCUGGUUGCUCCGUUAUAUGCAUGCUAAUGGGGCAAGUAUGUUUCUCAUUGUGGUUCACCUUCAUAUUUUUCGUGGUCUAUAUCAUGCGAGUUAUAGCAGUCCUAGGGAAUUUGUUCGGUGUAUAGGAGUUGUAAUCUUCCUAUUAAUGAUUGUGACAGCUUUUACAGGAUACGUACUACCUUGGGGUCAGAUGAGCUUUUGGGGAGCUACAGUAAUUACAAGCUUAGCUAGCGCCAUACCUGUAGUAGGAGAUACCAUAGUUACUUGGCUUUGGGGUGGUUUCUCCGUGGACAAUGCCACCUUAAAUCGUUUUUUUAGUCUUCAUCAUUUACUCCCCUUUAUUUUAGUAGGCGCCAGUCUUCUUCAUCUGGCCGCAUUGCAUCAAUAUGGAUCAAAUAAUCCAUUGGGUGUACAUUCAGAGAUGGAUCAAAUUUCUUUUUACCCUUAUUUUUAUGUAAAGGAUCUAGUAGGUUGGGUAGCUUUUGCUAUCUUUUUUUCCAUUUGGAUUUUUUAUGCUCCUAAUGUUUUGGGGCAUCCCGACAAUUAUAUACCUGCUAAUCCGAUGCCCACCCCGCCUCAUAUUGUGCCGGAAUGGUAUUUCCUACCGAUCCAUGCCAUUCUUCGUAGUAUACCUGACAAAUCGGGAGGUGUAGCCGCAAUAGCACCUGUUUUUAUAUGUCUGUUGGCUUUACCUUUUUUUAAAAGUAUGUACGUGCGUAGUUCAAGUUUUCGCCCUAUUCACCAAGGAAUAUUUUGGUUGCUUUUGGCGGAUCGCUUACUACUAGGUUGGAUCGGAUGUCAACCUGUGGAGGCACCAUUUGUUACUAUUGGACAAAUUCCUCCUUUUGUGUUCUUCUUGUUCUUUGCCAUAACGCCCAUUCCGGGACGAGUUGGAAGAGGAAUUCCUAAUUCUUACACGGAUGAGACUGAUCAGUGA